AUGGCUUCAUAUAAAGAAAUGAUGGAUUUCGAUGUCAUAAUUGUUGGUGCUGGUAUCUCUGGCAUUAAUUUUGCUUAUCGUCUGCAAGAGCGCAACCCGGAACUGAGUUACUGUAUUCUUGAGGGCCGUCAUGAAAUUGGAGGUACCUGGAGCCUGUUCCAGUAUCCAGGUAUCAGAUCAGACUCAGACCUCUAUACUUUCGGCUUUGCAUGGCGCCCCUGGACUGGAAAAAACUCGAUUGUCCAUGGCUCUGUCAUCCGCAACUAUCUUGAAGAAUCCGCCGCUCAAGAGAACAUCGAUAAGAAAAUACGGUUUUUCCACCAGGUUAACAAAAUGAACUGGUCAUCGUCGUCUAAUAUGUGGACCUUCGACAUCACCGCCAACAACACGGAGAAGAUCUCCAUGAGUUCUCGCUUUGUGUUUCUUGGCACAGGGUACUAUGACUACCAGGAACCACUACAGGCGAACAUUCCCGGGAUACAUGAUUUCCAAGGCGAGGUCGUCCACCCCCAGUUCUGGCCCGUUGACCUCGACUAUACCAAAAAGCGGGUCGUGAUUAUUGGCUCCGGGGCCACCGCUAUCACGCUGCUUCCUGCUCUCACCGAAAGAGCUGCGCACGUAACCAUGCUUCAGCGCUCACCUACCUAUAUCGCAUCGCUUCCCAGCGAGGGAAGGUUCGAGGCCGUCGUCUCAAAAAUUUUACCGCAGUCUGCGGCACAUCGACUGAUUCGCUUGAAAUGGAUGCUCUUCUCUCUUUUUAUGGUAUCGAUCUGCCGUCGUUUCCCUCGGGCAGCUAGAGCCUACCUCCUCCGUGAGACGGCUAAGCUCCUACCCCCAGGCACGGACCUAGAGCCAGAUUUUGUGCCCUCAUACAACCCUUGGGAGCAGCGCUUAUGCCUGUGUCCUGACGGAGACUUUUACGCUUCCAUCCGGAGCGGAAAGGGAAGCAUUAAGACGGGUUCGAUCGAAACUAUUACGAGUUCCACCAUCAAAUUAACAUCUGGGGAGGAACUGCGUCCGGAUAUCAUCGUGACAGCGACCGGGCUCAAGUUGUGUACCGCAGCUGGUAUCAAUAUUACUAUCGACGGCGAGCCGUAUGAUAUUUCAGAUAACUUUGCUUGGAGGACUACCAUGGUGGAGGGCCUGCCGAAUGCAGUUCUAUCCUGGGGCUACACCAACGCAAGCUGGACACUUGGGGCCGACGCAACGGCGCAGCUAGCAUGUCGGUUGUUGACAACGAUGAGGAAGAAGGGUAUAUCGGUGAUAGUUCCGCGAAUGACGUCCAAGGAAAAGAAUACAUUGGAAGAACGCCCAUUUCUGGCAUUGUCGGCGACAUACGUGAAGGAAGGCGGGAAAGCAUUUCCUAAGACUGCGUCUACCGCUCCAUGGCAGCCGCGGUCUUACUUCUGGAGAGAUCUGUCAAUUGCACGGUGGGGUGACAUCAAAACGGGCUUGAAAUGGUUAAAUUAG
Penicillium riverlandense is the source of this 1470-nucleotide messenger RNA. Its product is annotated as flavin-containing monooxygenase. The coding region runs from base 1 to 1470 and encodes 489 amino acids. The record is from RefSeq and is a predicted model, not a curated record. The transcript has 2 exons. NCBI's taxonomy places the organism in Eukaryota, Fungi, Ascomycota, Eurotiomycetes, Eurotiales, Aspergillaceae.